UGCCCUUGGAGAACUAUAUUAUAGUUAUGUCGGGAAUCCAGAUUCAUCUCAAGAAGCUACUAAAUAAAUCAACAAGACAGAAUACCAAAGCUGGUUUCUCCUCUUCUAUGCAUCUGUCUUCCAAAGAAAUACCUUGAACUUCAUUUUGUGCUUUAUCUUUCUCCUGAUUUAAAGCAAAGCCCUUGAGAACUGAUGCCUGCAUAACAAAAUGUUCUCCAGCUUUGAGGUUGGUCUUUCUCAGUGCUACCCCAUAAUGAGGAGUGCAUUGUAUUAUUUUUGAGACUGGGAAUGAGGUGUCUGUCUCUCUCUCUUUCUUUAAUAACUUUAAUAACUCCAAGACUGGGCUUCAUCUUUUAAGUUUAAUAACUCCAAGACUGGGCUUCAUCUUCCUUCCUUCUUUCUCUUGUGGUGGAAAGCAGCUCACCUGAACUCUGAAACAUGGGCUUGAAUUCAUCCAAGACCCAUAGGAAGGUCACCAAAGUGACACCAAUGCCAUGUGAAGAAAGAGAACCAAAACAACCUGGUAGUGUGACAGUUUAUUCGUUCCAGUCCCUGCCAAGCUCAUUUGUUUCUUCAUCAGGGAGAAACCCAGUUCUGGAAAGACAACUUCCACCUUUGCGAGAGACAUGCUAUGGAAGAUAUCCCACAGUGCCCAGGCCAAAUCUGUUAGACCACACAAGCAUCAUCAAGCAACAUCCACCUCGAAGGCUUCAGAAAUUGGAGCCAUUUAUACUUGCAGACAACAUCCCUGCAUCCAAAUACCUGAACUUGCAGGGUGGGACACUGACACAGCAGGAAAAGUUAACCUGGAAGGAACUAGGGAGAGGAGAGCAAGUUGCUAAGCACCCUGUUGGAAGAAGGCAGUAUUUACUCCAAAUGAAAAUGCUUGAAAUAAGAAAAGAGGCAGAACUGAAAAGGCGUCUGCAACAGGAGGCUAGGCUUAAUAGGCCAAAAAUGAGGGAUCUUCAUUUGCUGGGCACACUUGAGUAUAUGCAGGGAACUCGAAGCUCUGAUGAGGAAGAGCAACACUCUGCUGAGCAUGAGCAAACAUUUAAUGGAAGCCAUGGAGAUUUGUGGCACAGAGAAUUUCUUAAAGAGUCUGGGUCACCUAAAUCCCAUUUAGACCAGAGGGACAAAGUGGAAACAUGGCUGUUGAAGCAACAAGCAACAAUGGAGUCAUCUUCAGAUGCUUCAAGCAUUGACACCAAUAACUGGAGCGACUGCAAUGACAACUUUAGGAAACCUUAUCGGAGGCCUGCCUUAGUGAGAACUAAGACAGAAAGGAUGACCCUUUUUGAUGAUUUUUUUGAUAAAGAACUCUAAAUUUAGAGGUGGUAUUCUGGCAUUAUUCCCCCUUCCAUUUGUAAUUCUAUCUAUCUGUCUGUCUAUCUAUCUAUCUAUCUAUCUAUCUAUCUAUCUAUCUAUCUAUCUAUUCUAUCAUCAUUUAUCUCUAUCUCCGUUCAUAUUUAUUCUUGCCUUAGAAAAUCUUCUAAAGAGAAGAAAACAGUACAUGCCAUUGUGGUCAACAGCCAGCCUGCAUCAUGGUACUGAAGCUCCCCUGCCAUUCUAAAUGCCAGGCAGCCUUUGAGUAUGAAUACACACUUUUUCUCAAGCAUAGGCUUUAGCACAUAGGCUUCAGCACAGAUUCUUGGGGGAUUUACCCCCCUCCACGCUUCUUCUUUUUCUUCUUCUUAUAGAGGAAAAAAAAAACCUUUGUUCUUUUAAAAGAAGAAAGUGCAUUCUGGGAAACAGAGCAAGAAAUUAUUGUGCUUGAGCUAGAAAAAGAAGUGGGAUGUACUAUCACUCCAACAACUUUGAUAAAUAGCUGGAAUUACUCCAAGAGGCUGCAACAGAGGACAUUUUGCUGAGAUUCAUUUUACAACUUACUGAAGAGAUAAAGAAAUAUGUAAAUAUAUUUCACAAGAGCUGCAUUACAUUCUAAUUUCUUUUGCUUUGCCUGAUUAUGUUCAAUAUGUUUUCUGUACAAAAAUAAUUGUGUUUUAUCAUAGUCUGGAAUCAUACAUCAGGCAUAUUUUAAAAGAUCUUUAUUUUGUUCUCUAAGUUCUUGUAGUAAUAAUAAUGGAAGGAGAAAUACUAUUUGUGGUAGAUCAACACAGCCUUGUCUAUUUGGAGAAGUAUUUGUCUUUAUUGUUGUUUUUAAAAUGCUUUGUAUUUUGUGUAUUUAAAGUUAAAAAGAAUUA
This is a messenger RNA of Crotalus tigris (Tiger rattlesnake), 2201 nucleotides long. RefSeq names its product coiled-coil domain containing 198 (gene CCDC198). Lineage: Eukaryota; Metazoa; Chordata; Lepidosauria; Squamata; Viperidae. Bases 439 to 1323 code for a protein of 294 amino acids. The transcript is spliced from 7 exons. The record is from RefSeq and is a predicted model, not a curated record.